AUGAGUGGUGCAGUGGUGGUGAACACUACUUUGAAGAUGGCACCAUACUCUUACUGGGAAAAAGAUAGACUGCCACCUUUUCAAAACUCUCAUCUCGGUCUCUCAUCUCUCACAUAUCGGUCCUCCCUCCUCCUCCUCCAACCAGUCAGCCCGUCUCAGAUCGAUCGAUCGAUCGAUCUCUCCUCCUCCUCCGCCUGCAACCACCGUCUUUCCCGACGAGACCAGACGACUCAGCCCCUGUUCAACUCUAUUAGCUGCGGCUGGGGUUUCAGACCAGACACAAAUUUAGUGGCCCAAGAGAUGGACAAAAGGAAAGAGGGGAAGCUUGGUAAUGAAUGAAACCUGUGGACAUCAAUCCAAAUGAUGAAUGUAUAAAU
This is a messenger RNA of Ilex paraguariensis (yerba mate), 377 nucleotides long. The record is from the annotation of a GenBank genome assembly. NCBI's taxonomy places the organism in Eukaryota, Viridiplantae, Streptophyta, Magnoliopsida, Aquifoliales, Aquifoliaceae.